Messenger RNA from Trifolium pratense (red clover), 4929 nucleotides. RefSeq names its product dentin sialophosphoprotein-like. The record is from RefSeq and is a predicted model, not a curated record. Lineage: Eukaryota; Viridiplantae; Streptophyta; Magnoliopsida; Fabales; Fabaceae. Bases 465 to 4472 code for a protein of 1335 amino acids. The transcript is spliced from 11 exons.
ACCACUACUACCACUUUCACCCACUCUCUCUCUUACUUGAGAGACAGUUGUAGAGAGAGAAGGUAGAACACUAGAUUUCAAAUGUAGGAUGAGUAAAGCAAAAACCAUCUUUUUCAUUGUGGGGUUUUCGUAAAACUCAAUUUUUUUCCUUAAAAAAUAAGAAUUUAAGAGCAAAAAAAAAAAAAAAAAACAUAGAAAAGAGGUUCAUUUGGUUCCACAGUGAAGAGACACAAAAAGGAACAAAGAAAAGUAGAGGCAAAUGCUGAUACCCUUUUCAUCUCUAAAUCAGAAGAUCGCUUAACACAAUCCAAGAUCAUCUACUUUCAUUCUUUCUCUUUGCAUUGGAUCGUUUCCAUUGAAAAAUUUUUGUUGAUUUUAUGAUUGGUUUUGUUCAAAAAGGAUGGUGAAACUUGAAAGUAUCUGAAGAGUGGUGUAACCGUAAGUGUUACCUUAAAUAGACAAAAAUGAGGUCUGACACUCUUCUUGACUACGCUGUGUUACAAUUGUCUCCGAAGCGUUCAAGAUGCGAGUUGAUUGUUUCAAGUGAUGGAAUCACUGAAAAGCUAGCAUCAGGAUUAGUAAAGCCGUACUUGGACCAUUUAAAGGUGGCAGAGGAGCAGGCUGCACUUUCUGUGCAGUCAAUAAGGCUAGAAAUUGAUAGACAUAGAAAUGCCGAGAGAUGGUUUACGAAAGGAACAUUUGAGAGGUUUGUGCAGUAUGUUGGCAUGCCAGAAAUUUUAGAAAUGGUGAACACCUUUGAUGCAGAGAUGUCCCAGUUGGAAGCAGCGCGGAAACUAUAUUCUCAGCGGACAGGAGAUAAGCGAAUGGAUUCACAAGGUGGGGAUGGAACAAGAGUCAUCGCAGCGGCAGAUGCAACAACGAAGGAACUGCUAAGGGCUAUUGAUGUGAGACUGAGUGCAGUUAGGCAGGACUUAGCAACAGCAUAUGCUAAUGCAUCAGCAUCUGGAUUUAAUCCUUACACUGUCUCUCAACUCAAACACUUUGCACAUCAAUUCCGUGCCCAUCGCUUGAAUGAUGCAUGUACCAAAUACACGUCAGUAUACGAAAGAAGACCAGAGCUUAUUAAUCAACAAGAUGAGAAGCCACGUGUCGAUGACAGAGAACUACGUUCAUCAGUUAACUCUGACAUGUCCAUUGACAAUGAUGAUGAUGAUGAUCAAGCCCAACCCCAAGCCCAAUUCGAAGCCCAAGAACAACCCAAAACAUCCUCCACGUGGCAACCACCCAAAACAUUCACCACUUCCACAUCACUACGACGUAGCACCAACAACGACAACAACGUUAUAUUAAACCAAAAAAACGAAACAACAGACAACAUCAACAACAACGACACAAACAAUAAAGAACAACUGAACGAGUCUUCUCCGACGUUGUUGCCGUCGUCUCCAACACCGGCUCUGACGGGACGACGGCUCAGUGUACAAGACCGGAUUAACCUUUUUGAAAAGAAGCAAAAAGAGAAUACAACUGGAAAACCGGUUGAGCUUCGGAGAAUGUCUUCUGAUGUUUUUCGAAGAUGGAGUAGUAGUAGUGACAUGAGCAUUGAUGUCAGCAUCGAGAAAAAAAAUUCUCAAGACCCUUCUUUUUCAAUAGAUAACAACAACAAUGACACCGAAAGCAAUAAUGAUAAUAAUAAUGAUGAUGAUAUUGAUAAGGAUAAUGAUAAUUUUGAUAAGGGUGUGAAAAAUGAUCAUGGGUCUUCUUUGGAGAGUUGUAAAGUUUCAAUUUUUGAUGAAGAGAGGAGUGGCGUGGGGUUGAAGGAUCAAGUGGGUGUUUCUGGGAUGUUAUUGAAAGGUUCAUCAGAUAGGUAUGAGUUUGCUGUUGAUGAUGAUGGGAAUAAUGAUGAUGAUGAUGGUGGUGGUGGUGUGAAAAGUAAUGUGGUUGCCAAGUCACUUGGUAGGGUCCAUCGUAGUCAUUCUCGAUCUUUUUCAGCUCAGUUUGAAAGUGGUGGUGGUGUUGGAUUCAAAUCUAGAUUAUCUUCUUCUGUUGUUUUAAAUGGUGUUGAUCAAUCCACAACUCAAUCCCAAUUGAGAUCUUUUGCUGUUGAAACUGAGGAUUUAAAGAAUCGGGUUAAGGAAGAGGAUUCUUCUCAAGUUAUGAAAACUAAGUAUCAGAAACCUCUACCUUCUAGUUUGGAACAAACUGGGGUGGCGCGGAGUAAAAGGGAUGAAAUUCGGAGUGCUAAUGAAAGUACUAAGUUGAACCUUCCUGGUAAAAAACAGGUUUUGGAGAGUCAGGAUAAUGCCCGUGUGACUGCGCCUAUCGAGCAGAAUCAGAGAGUAAGACAGUCUAAAGGAAAUCAGGAGAUGCAUGAUGAGCUGAAACUGAAGGCUGAUGAGCUUGAAAAGCUUUUUGCUGAGCAUAAGCUUAGGGUUCCUGGUGACCAAUCUGGUACUGCACGGAGGAUCGAGCCUGCUGAUAACUUGCAGUCUAGAAGACCUGGAGUGGGGGAUUCAACUCCUCAGCCACCUUCCAGAAUCAGUGUGCCUGAACCGGCUGUUAACUCGCAGUCUAGAAGACCUGGAGUGGGGGAUUCAACUCCUCAGCUGCCUUCCAGAAGCAGUGUGCCUGAACCGGCUGUUAACUCGCAGUCUAGAAGACCUGGAGUGGGGGAUUCAACUCCUCAGCCACCUUCCAGAAGCGGUGUGCCUGAACCGGUUGCGAGUUCUGGUACUAAGUCGCUUGCAAAGAUGGUGGACAGUCACAAUGCCGGUGGUGAUGCUUUAAGGCAAAAUUUCUCGGAACUUAACUUCGGCGAUGAAUCUAGAGGAAAGUUUUAUGAAAAGUACAUGAAAAAGAGGAAUGCUAAACUUCAGGAAGAGUGGAGUUUGAACAGAUCAGAGAAAGAAGCUAGGAUGAAGGCCAUGCAAGAUAGUCUUGACCGGAGUAGGGCUGAGAUGAAGGCUAAGUUUUCAGGGUCUAUAAACAGACAAAAUUCAGCAGGAGGUUUUCAACGCGCUGAGAAACUUGGAUACUUCAAAUCAAAUAUAAAGAGAGACCAGCAUCCUAUAGAUUCCCUUCAAAAUGAAGAGGAUGAAGAUCUUUCUGAAUUUUCGGAAGAAAAGAUAUAUGGUGCUUCAAAGCAAAGUAGGAAAAAUUUUCCUAACAGAAAUGUGUCUUCAGGUACCCCUCGCACAGCAGUAGUGUCAAUGUCACGUCCAUCCGCCAAACGAAGGGACAAUCCUCUUGCUCAAUCUGUUCCGAACUUCUCUGAUUUAAGAAAAGAAAACACAAAGCCUUCUUCUGGAGUAAGCAAAUCAACCCGCUCUCAGGUGAGAAACUAUGCUCGUAGCAGAAGCUCGAAUGAAGAGGAGCAAGGUAUCAAGGAAGAGAAGCUAAGGCAAACUCUGUCUUUACGGAAGAGCUCUGCCAACCCUGCAGAGUUUAAGGAUUUGUCUGCUUUGAAUUCAGAUGGGAUUGUUUUGACUCCAUUGAAAUUUGAUUUGGACGAGACUGAUCCAGGCCCUUAUGAUCAAUCAUCAAGGUCUUUUGUUAAAAAGGGUAGCACUGUAGGACCUGGUUUUGUAGGCAGUGCUAUCAGGAUGAAAGCUUCAAUGGCACCUGAUAUUGAGAAAAAUAAAGAUUUCAAUGACUUAGAAUUUGAUAUGGAAGAUUCAUUCCAUACGACCAUAGAGGAACAAGAUGAAAUUGGAAGUAUGGCCAUUGAAGAUUCUGCUUAUAAUAAUAAUGGAAAGGUUAGUCUGAGCCAGGAAUCUGGUAAUUCUGGGUCUGAAAUCAGUGAUUCUACGAGGUCUCUUGCUCAGGCAGACCCUAUUUUAGGGGGUGAAAUGCCUAAUGCAUUUUCAUCAACUUUCAAUGGUGUUGGAUCUCUGCAGGAAUCUCCAGUUGAAAGUCCUGUGUCCUGGAACUCACGCGCACCUCAUCCUUUUUCUUACCCGCAUGAGUCUUCUGACAUUGAUGCUUCUAUAGAUUCUCCAAUUGGAAGUCCUGCUUGGAAUUCCCGUUCCCUUAUCCAGGGUGAGAGUGAUGCUGCUCGAAUGAGGAAAAAAUGGGGAAGUGCUCAAAAACCUUAUCUUGUCGCUAAUUCUUCCCAAAGUCAACCCAAGAAAGAUGUCACGAAAGGUUUUAAGCGAUUGCUUAAGUUUGGGAGAAAAACUCGUGGGACAGAGACGCUGGCUGAUUGGAUUUCUGCUACAACUUCAGAAGGAGAUGAUGAUAUGGAAGAUGGUCGAGAUCUGGCCAACCGGUCAUCGGAAGACCUGAGGAAAUCGAGAAUGGGGUUAUCUCAUGGUCAUCCUUCUGACGAAAGCUUCAAUGAAAGUGAGCUGUUCAACGAACAAGUUCAAUCCAUAGAAAGCUCUAUUCCUGCGCCUCCCGCUCAUUUUAAGCUGAGGGAUGAUCAUAUAUCAGGAAGUUCAUUAAAAGCUCCCAAAUCAUUCUUUUCUCUCUCAACUUUCCGAAGCAAAGGAAGUGACUCAAAACCCAGAUGAUAGUUCACCGAGUGAGGAGGCCUGGCAAGUGAUUUGAAUCAUCUUCAAUGAUAUGGUGUAAAGGACAACUUUAAAAAAAUAUGAUACAUAAAAGAGAGGUAGGCAUGAUACAGUGAUUCUAUAUGAAAGAUAUAUAAUAUGGGGUAAUGUAUAUUUUCUUGGAUUCAUGAGUUUUUUCCCCUAUGAUUUAGUUAGUCAUGGCUGUGUUGAAAAAUAUGCUGCAUACCAGUGCAGUGUCUUUGUAAUUUUGGCAGCAGUGACAUUCUUUUUAAGCAUUUACUUUGAUUUGUUACUUGUGUGAUUAUGUAUAUCAGAUUUGAACUCUUGUUAGUCAGUAUAGUUAGAAUUAAGAAAGAGUAAUGUGAUUGCGGAGUUAAAUAAUAGCCUUUUCAAAAGAUUAUUUCUUUCUCCCAUGUGAACAGACAAAUAAGAAAUAUCGGAAUCUUUUACCGCUUCA